AUGGUUGACUUUACGGGAGCAAUUUUCAUCAAAACAUCGAAAUUCCGAAAUGCAAGAGUAGUAAAGGCGUACAUUUGCAUUUUUGUAUGUAUGUCAACGAAAGCGUUGCACGUUGAGUUGGUCAGUGACAUGUCAGCUGACGCAUUUAUUGCUGCACUACGACGUUUUAUCGCGAGACGGGGUGAAGUAAAAGUGAUAUUCAGCGACAAUGGAACCAAUUUUGUGGCUGCAAAUCGAUUAUUAAACGAAUUAAGUAACAACGAAAAUGAGGAAUUCAACACGCGAAUUUCAAACGAAUUGUCAACACAGAGAAUAACAUGGAAAUUCUCACCACCGGGCGCACCACAUUUCAAUGGCCUGGUAGAAGCUGGCGUAAAAACAGUAAAAAUGCAUCUAAUGAAAGUGAUGGGAGAACAAAAAUUCACAUUCGAAGAGUUAACGACGAUUCUAGCGCAAAUUGAGUCGGCAGUUAAUUCAAGACCUCUGACUCCAAUUUCGUGUGAUGUAAACGACAUCCAAGUGUUGACGCCUGCACACUUCCUUAUAAACUCACACCCAACAGCAAUCGCCAGCGAAAACUUGGAUGAAUGCAAGAUCAGUUAUCUCGACCGCUGGAAAAGGGUACAACAAACGUCAUCACCCGUGGGCCAAUGGCCCAUGGGCCGAGUCAUUAAAGUACAUCCAGGCCAAGACGGACUGAUAAGAGUGGCAACGAUAAAAACAUCGCACAAUACUUUGACACGUCCAUUAACAAAGUUGGCUCCACUUCCGAUCGACGAUGCCAACGAAAUACCAAACUCAUUAACGAUUGAAAAUGAUUUAAAAAAAUCUACCAACCGUACUCAAAAUAUGGGUACAUCUUCAAUUACGGCAUUACUGACCACCGCAAUGACAAUAACGCCAGUAAAUGCAACUACGUCCGCAAAAUCCAUUGAAACAACAACGACAACGAUCAUCGGAGUAUGCAUGUGUUUAACAUUCAUCGCAUGUGUACUCAUAUUCUCAAAACAAAUACGAAAACUCGCAACGUCGGCUAUGUUAAUUUUCGUAAUGGCCAUUUCAAUGUAUUGUCCAGCGGCAAAUGCAGCUCCAUUACCUAGUUCUGGGUUUUGGAUAGCCGGACAAUACGUUGACAAACUGGAAGCCGAAGACAGGCAAAUGCAAGAAAGAAUAACAAAAUUGACGAACGAUACAAUCACAAGUAUCGAAGGAAUCGACGAUAGCGUGUCAGAA
This is a messenger RNA of Sitodiplosis mosellana (orange wheat blossom midge), 1233 nucleotides long. RefSeq lists its product as uncharacterized. The record is from RefSeq and is a predicted model, not a curated record. The transcript is spliced from 2 exons. Gene Ontology annotation, biological process: DNA integration. Lineage: Eukaryota; Metazoa; Arthropoda; Insecta; Diptera; Cecidomyiidae. The annotation marks the transcript as partial. Gene Ontology annotation, molecular function: nucleic acid binding.